Cantharellus anzutake is the source of this 1134-nucleotide messenger RNA. RefSeq lists its product as uncharacterized. NCBI's taxonomy places the organism in Eukaryota, Fungi, Basidiomycota, Agaricomycetes, Cantharellales, Hydnaceae. The record is from RefSeq and is a predicted model, not a curated record. The annotation marks the transcript as partial. The transcript has 4 exons.
UUCACUGCCGAAGACUGGUCCUGUUGGAUGAUUCAUAUCGCACCCUAUGUCUUGCGAGGCCGAUUCAACAGACCAAAAUAUUAUCACCAUUUUAUGAAGUUCAACUCGAUUCUCAAACGCACAAUACAGUACUCUUUCACAGAGCAAGAUUUAAUUGAACUUGAAGACGACAUUAUUGUGUAUGUGAAAGAGUAUGAGAGUAUCUACUACCAGUUUUCUUCCGAACGACUGUCCGCAUGCCCACUCACUGUCCAUGCUCUCCUUCACAUCCCUCUUGAUAUCCGCAACAAUGGACCCCCUUGUAAUAAUUGGACAUUCAUUAUGGAAAGGUGGUGUGGAUCAUUAACCGAUUCAACCUUACAGAUCUCAUGCCAAUCAACCCCGACAAAAACCUUCCCUCGCAACAUGAGAAGUAUUUGUCCCAAUCUGAUUGUGCGUUAUUGUUCUGUGUUACCAAUGUCCUUAUGCUUCAAGAUAAUUUCAACAGAUCCUAUCUCAUUCUUACGCAAUCCAGUCACGCGCUCCCAUAUCCCUGAGCCUUCCAUUCACAAAAAAGUUGCCAAGCAACUCCGUACGUCGUUUGGUGGUACAAUGAGCUUCUGGCUGGAGCUCAUCCCGCAAGUAAUGCUGCACUGGACCAAAGUUCGCAUUGGAAAUCGUGGGGAUCUUAUUCGUGGGGCGAUUGCUCACAGUGCAAGUGUGAACGAACGGAAUUUACACGACGCAUCUUUUGUCUGGUAUGAACUUAACAUCGAUAUCAAAGCACAUCUCCCCAAGGCCGAGCCCGAGUUCAUCUGGCAGGUCUUUUAUGGUCGCCUCGAAUAUAUACUUGAAUGUGCCAUUCCACCAAAUAGGGUUUCAAAGAAUGGUGAGCCAAGAAUACACCUUCUUGCUGUAAUCACAACACUGGACACCGAAGGACAUGAUGCAACCUCGGAAUUGACAUAUUUCAAAGCGGUCUCCUCAUAUGUCGAGGUUGUGGAUCUAAACGCUGUAUGUGCCGUUGUUGGCCGACUCAGGGUUGGGAAGGUGGAUCCACAGUGGGCAAUUGUAGAUCGCAGCGGAUCCUGGUCUCGCACCGUAUUCAAGGAUGAUCCACUAUCUAUGGGUGCCCAACAGGACAUACUGUACUAA